Molecule: messenger RNA, 897 nt
Organism: Vicia faba (fava bean)
Lineage: Eukaryota; Viridiplantae; Streptophyta; Magnoliopsida; Fabales; Fabaceae
Source: the annotation of a GenBank genome assembly
AUGGAAGCUCUUACUUCACUUCACCACCGUCACCAACCUCUUUGUUCCUCCAUCUACCCUUCUCUAUCAUCAUCAACCACUUCUUCACUCUUUCUCUCACAAUCUUCACCAUCAUCAUCUUCCAUCAAAGCUUCAUCGGCUUCCUCAGAUUCCCUUCAACACCCAGAGCCCAAAACCCCUCAAUUUUCCAACCCUCUUCACCAAAUUCCAAAUCUUGACUCUCCUCUUCAUGAAUCAGAACCCAAAUCUCCCCAAUUUUUCAACCCUAAUCGUAAACUUCCAAACGUUGACCCAGAACCCAAAUCUCCUCAAUUUCCUAACCCUAUUCGUAAAUUUCCCUCUUUUGUGACAGUAACUGCAGCUGCAUCAGCUUUUCUCUUUCUGGGUUAUUGUCAAAACGGGUUUAACAAACCAAUAACACCACUUUCCUCAGUCGUUUCCGUCGAGGAAAAAAGCGAUUUUUCAGAAUUUUCUGGAAGUAAACCAGAUAAUGUUCAAUCUGUUUUACAUUUGAAGCUGAAAGAGAAAGUUCGCGUCGUGCAUAGUUUCAAGAAAGUUAAAACCGAUGAUGAUGAAGCAUGGCAGGUAUUGAGAGGAGAGGUUUUUAGCUGCAGUGAGAAUCUGGAGUUGAUUAAGGUUGGAUUUGAAGAGAUAUUGGAGAAAGACAUGGAUUGUAACAAGGUUCAUCAAAAUCGUGUUCUCGAGUAUCUUGAAAUGGUUGAUGAAUGUAAUAGCUUGUUGAGGGGUAUUAAGGUUACAAUGGAUAGAUGUGAGAGGGAAGACGGAGAUAUAAAUCGGCAUCUAAGAUCCUUCUGCAAGGUUGUUGAUCGAAUUAGGGUCUUGGAAGGAGACAUGGUUGGUGCUUUGAAGUAUUUUAAGCAACUUGAACAAGAGUGA